Messenger RNA from Tyto alba (common barn owl), 2647 nucleotides. RefSeq names its product keratin-associated protein 10-4-like. The transcript is spliced from 2 exons. The record is from RefSeq and is a predicted model, not a curated record. NCBI's taxonomy places the organism in Eukaryota, Metazoa, Chordata, Aves, Strigiformes, Tytonidae. Bases 47 to 1711 code for a protein of 554 amino acids.
CAAAGCUGUUCUCACCAGGGAGCUGGUCCUGCAAAAUCUCAUCAAGAUGUCGUGCUACCUACACCAAUGCCUCCCUCCGGUCUACCAGGACCCCAUCCCCAUCAAGUGCCCGUCGAUGUACGCUGCCAGACACCUGCCAGUGCCUACCUGGCACUCGGCACCGUACAUCCCACAAUAUGUGACCCCCUGCGUCCCCCGGCAGCGGAUCAUGUCCUCCAGCUUCUCCCAACAGCAGUGUGUGACCAAGUGUGUGCCGCGCCAGCAGUAUGCAACCAAGUGCGUCCCGCAGCAGCAGAGUGUGAUCCAGCGCAUCCUACAGCAGCCAUGUGUAACUCGGUGCGUGACGACCUGCGUGCCGCAGCAGCAGCGCGUGACCAGCGGUGUGUCACAGCAGCCUUGUGUGACCAGGUGUGUGCCACAGCAGCAGCAGCGCGCGACCCCGGGUGCGCCGCAAGAGAGCGCAACCAACUGCGUGGCCACCUCUGCCCCCCAGCAGCAGUGUGCCACCAGGUGCGUGACCACAUGUGUACCACAGCAGCCGUACCUGGCCAAAGGCAUCCCACAGGAGCAGUGUGCGACCAAGUGCGUCCCGCAGCAGUGUGUGACCACAUACAGCCCCCAGCAGCAGUGUCCCACCAGGUGUGUCACCACGUGUGUCCCGCAGCAGCGUGCCACCAAGUUUGUCUCACACCGCUUUGUGACCUCCUGUGCCCCGCAGCAGUGUGCCACCACGUACGUCCCGCAGCAGUGUGCAACCAGGUGUGUGACCAAGUGUGUCCCACAGCAGUGUGCUACCAAGUGUGCUACCAUUUGUGUCCCACAGCAGUGUGAGACAGCUGAUGGCCCACAGCAGCAGUGUGUCACCAAAUGUGUCCCACAGCAGCAAUGUCCCACCAAAAGUGUCCCACAGCAGCAGUGCGCGACCAAGUGUGUCCCGCAGCAGCAGUGUGCCACCAAAAGUGUCCCACAGCAGCAGUGUGCCACUAAGUGUGUCCCACAACAGCAGCAGUGCACGACCAAGUGUGUCAUGCAGCAGCAGUGUGCCACUAAGUGUGUCCCACAGCAGCAGUGUGCCACCAAAAGUGUCCCACAGCAGCAGUGUGCCACUAAGUGUGUCCCACAACAGCAGCAGUGCGCGACCAAAAGUGUCCCACAGCAGCAGUGUGCCACUAAGUGUGUCCCGCAGCAGCAGUGUGCCACCAAAAGUGUCCCACAGCAGCAGUGUGCCACUAAAUGUGUCCCACAGCAGCAGUGUGCCACCAAGCGUGUCCCGCAGCAGCAGUGUGCCACUAAGUGUGUCCCACAGCAGCAGUGCGUGACCAAGUGUGUCCCGCAGCAGCAGUGUGCCACUAAGUGUGUCCCGCAGCAGCAGUGCGUGACCAAGUGUGUCCCACAGCAGCAGUGUGCCACCAAGUGUGUCCCACAGCAGCAGUGCGUGACCAAGUGUGUCCCACAGCAGCAGUGUGCCACCAAGUGUGUCCCACAGCAGCAGUGUGCCACUAAGUGUGUCCCGCAGCAGCAGUGUGCCACUAAGUGUGUCCCACAGCAGCAGUGUGCCACUAAGUGUGUCCCGCAGCAGCAGUGUGCCACCAAGUGUGUCCCACAGCAUCAGUGUGCCACUAACUGUGUCCCACAGCAGUGUCAGUCAGGUGGAGUAAAAAUUUCAAGUCACUCUAAAAAGUAUUGUUCUGCAUCCAAAUGGCCCUGGUAAAAAGGAGCCGGGGAAAGGAAGGUCCAUGGAAAAAAAGCGAGGCACAGCUUUGGGGCAGGGGUUACUUAGCUCCUCAUACCACCUGCCAACUAGUUCCUAUUGCUUAAGUCUGCUUUAUCUCUGUUUUCCAGUAUUUCCCCUGUAGCUCAGCUCCGUUUUGGGCCAGGGUGUGAUACUAUUUCCAUUGCUGCGCUCCAGGUGCCUGUGGCUUGUAUGUUAAUCUGCUACAAGGCAAAGAUUAGUGGGAUGUUGUUAAAUCCUCACCUAAUUGAAGUGAAUAGUGAUUUAAAAAAAAAAAAAAUUUAAAAAAAGAAAUAGAAAUGUCUAAGGAGUCUAGGUCAUGAGAGCAUCAAAAGGGCUGGCAGUGUGGCCAGUGGAGCUCUCGCCCAUGCCUGGCUCUGGGUUUAGUCCUGGCCUUGGAAGACAAUAUUCAGGUUAACUUGGAUUCCACGAGGCUGUGAGUGGUCCAAACCAGCUGCUUUCACUCAUGGAUUUGGAAGCCAAAUGUAAAUUUGCUGAGCAAACUGUGUACAAAUCUCACUCCAAUGGCCUUCAUUUCAGAAGGUGGCCAGAAAUCCCCGCUGCUUUAAAACACUGACUCUGCACUGACUUCAGUAGAGUCCUCAAACAAGACAGGAUUUCUGGCUCACUGAAGUUUGUCCUUGCUGAAAUUUUAUACAUGUAAGUUUUUAUUCACUUGGUUGCUGUAAUUAAUAUUGAAAACACAACUUGAAACAAAAGAAAGUCUUUGAAACAACACUGAAAGUUGUAGCACGACUAUUUUAUAAAAGUUUGAGCUAUAAAAACAAUUAACUAUAUUCUUUAUGCUGCCUGAAGAUGUGUACUCUACGCUGUAUUGAAAACAAACCAUAUAUAUAUAUGUAUACUUAUAUUAUACAUAUAUAUAUACACUAAAAUAAAUACAGUUGUCUGAAC